UGGAAAUUCACGCGCGAGAGAAUCAAACGGAAUUAUUCAUGUUCCGUAGCGGAUAACCGUCGGACUACGGGUGCCUUUGAGAAAAACGAUUUAUCGGUACAAACUUAGCAGAUGUAAACUCUAGAACGUCUGGUUACUCUAGCAUGCUGGAAUUAGCUUUUUUAAUUUUCACCGUAUCUUUUAUAGCUAUAGUAUUGUUCAUAAGGAAAACUGAGACGAAAGAUAAAGAAUGCCGUCCUAAGAAGUCGAACACGAAACGAGCCAUGGACGAGAAGAAUAAAAAGAACAACCAUCGCAUCGUUCCGCAUACGGAACGCAAUGCAUCCGGGCGCAAUUGGGAAAUAUUUAAAAACACAGUUUUCAAUUCAGUGUCGCUGGAAUCGGAUGUUUGCAGCAAGGAAAAUGCUAAGAAGAAAACAGUUCCUUAUCACCAGAAAUCAAAAAACGAACACAAGUUUAUACUGAGCUCGAAUUCUAUGCCGCAGUUGAACGAGAAAGAAGUUCCCAGUGAAAAUAAAACGUUGACGAAACAAGUAGCAAUGGACUGCGAAAUGGUUGGUAUAGGCGACGGUACGGAGAGUAUGAUAGCCAGAGUGUCCAUUGUGAAUCGACACGGCUCUUGUAUUUACGAUAAAUACGUCAAACCGAGAGAGCCCGUACAGGACUAUAGGACUAAAGUUAGUGGUAUCCGCCCGCAUAAUCUCCAAACCGGAGAACAAUUUGAAGUUGUUCAGAAAGAAGUGGCAGAGAUUUUAAGGGGCCGCAUUCUGGUCGGUCAUGCUUUGAAGCACGAUCUCGAUGUGUUGUAUCUCUCUCACCCGAGGAAACAUUUACGCGACACUUCUAGGUUUAAAACUUUCCGACAGUUGUCCAGGGGAAACACACCGAGCUUGAAGAAGCUUGCGUACGAAUUGUUGGGUAGAGAGAUACAAACAGGAGAACAUAGCUCCGUGGAAGAUGCAAAAGCAGCGAUGCAGUUGUAUGUAUUAUACAGAAACAAGUGGGAGUCUGAGUCCUAUUCUAAACAAAGAAUAAAAUAAGAAUAUUGUUCUGUUGUGGUUCAUUUUACCGAAAAACUUCUCUAGAGUUUGUACAUACGCCAAAAGUAAUUUACCCAUUUCAUACUUAUUGUCAAGAUAACACAUUUAUAACUAUAA
This is a messenger RNA of Colletes gigas, 1157 nucleotides long. Its product is annotated as RNA exonuclease 4. The coding region runs from base 144 to 1040 and encodes 298 amino acids. Gene Ontology annotation, biological process: rRNA processing. The transcript has 2 exons. The record is from RefSeq and is a predicted model, not a curated record. Gene Ontology annotation, molecular function: nucleic acid binding; 3'-5' exonuclease activity. Gene Ontology annotation, cellular component: nucleus. NCBI's taxonomy places the organism in Eukaryota, Metazoa, Arthropoda, Insecta, Hymenoptera, Colletidae.